AAGCUUGGUUCAUUCAAAACCACAACAAGCUCUCGAAAUGGUGGUCGUUGGUAUCUUGGGAUUUGGUACAAGUCAAUCUCUGAGAGAACUUAUGUAUGGGUUGCUAACAGAGACAAUCUGCUUUCGGCUUUCCAAAUCCAUCGGAACAUUAAAAAUCUCUUACGCAAACAUUGUCCUUCUUGAUCAUUAUGAUACUCCUGUUUGGUCAACGAAUCUGACGAGAAUGGUGAAAUCUCCAGUGGUGGCAGAGCUUCUCGAUAACGGCAACUUCGUGGAGAGUUUCCUCAAUUCUUGGAGAAGCCCUUAUGAUCCCUCAAGCGGAGACUUCUCGUUCAAACCCGGAACUCAAGGGCUACCUGAGUUUUAUCUUUACAUGAAAGAGUUUCUAUUGUACCGAUCCGGUCCGUGGAAUGGAGUCGGGUUUAGUGGCAUACCGACGAUGCAAAACUGGAGCUACUUUGACGAUACAUACUUCAACGUCACCGACCAUAGCAUGCACUACUUGAGAUUUACACUGACUUCCGAAGGAUUAUUACAGAUAUUCAGAUGGGGUACGACAUCAUCGAAAUGGAACUUGUUUGGGGUUUUACCGACCGAGGAUUGCGAUUUGCACCAAAUCUGUAGUCGUGACAGUUAUUGUGACAUGAAAACAUUACCGACGUGUAAUUGUAUCAAAGGCUUUGUUCCAAAGAACGUGACGGCGUGGGCGUUGGGAGAUACGUUCGAGAGAUGUGUGAGGAAGUCGCGAUUGAGCUGCCACGGAGAUGCUUUUUUCUAAUGAAGAGGAUGAAGCUGCCGGAUACAAGGACAUCAAUUGUGGACAAGAGAAUUGGGUUAUAUGAAUGUAAGGAGAAGUGUUCUAAGGAUUGUAACUGUACCGGGUUUGCGAAUAAGGAUAUCCGAAAUGG
Messenger RNA from Arabidopsis arenosa, 908 nucleotides. The record is from the annotation of a GenBank genome assembly. NCBI's taxonomy places the organism in Eukaryota, Viridiplantae, Streptophyta, Magnoliopsida, Brassicales, Brassicaceae.